This is a messenger RNA of Populus euphratica (Euphrates poplar), 1895 nucleotides long. Its product is annotated as nucleosome assembly protein 1;2-like. Gene Ontology annotation, cellular component: nucleus. Lineage: Eukaryota; Viridiplantae; Streptophyta; Magnoliopsida; Malpighiales; Salicaceae. Gene Ontology annotation, biological process: nucleosome assembly. The transcript is spliced from 10 exons. The coding region runs from base 217 to 1752 and encodes 511 amino acids. The record is from RefSeq and is a predicted model, not a curated record.
GAUUCCAAUGGGCUGUAUGCUCGAACCCCUUAACAGCAUCAGAUAGAUACCAAAGUCAAGACAACAAGAAACGCAUCACUAUCUCAACUUAUAAAUGAAAACCUGUAAGCUCACAUCGACAUCUCCUUCCCUCACAAGAGAAAACUAAACUCACUUUCCCUCCUUUUCUAGGCUAUUUCUAUUUCCCCAUCCCCCAAACAUUCCCGUGUGAGUAACAUGAAGGUGUCAUCGUCUCCCAAGGUCAGCAAACACGUGGAGUGUCUCAGACAUCUUCAGAGCCAACAUGAUGAGCUGGAAGCACAGUUUCUUGAGGAGAGAAGGGCAUUAGAAGCUAAAUACAACAAGCUUUAUCAACCACUAUACACUAAGAGAUAUGAGAUUGUGAAUGGUCUAAAAGAAGUUGACGGGGUUAUGUCUGCUAAAUUAGACAGCAUAAAAGAGGAUCAAGCUAUAGAAGAGAAAGGAGUGCCUGAAUUCUGGCUCACUGCAAUGAAAACUCAUGAAGUACUAGCAGAGGAGAUUAAGGGACAAGAUGAAGGAGCCCUAAAGUUCAUAAAAGAUAUCAAGUGGUCGAGACUUCAAAAUCCCGAGGGUUUCGAGCUGGAGUUUUACUUCAACCCUUGUCCUUACUUCAAAAAUUCUGUCCUGACAAAAACUUAUCACAUAAUUGAUGAAUCUGAUCCUAUUUUGAGUCAAGCAAUUGGGACGGAAAUUGAAUGGUAUCCUGAGAAAUGCUUGACGAAGAAGGUUGUGAAGAGGAAACAAAGAAUGGUGUCAAAGAAGACCAAAACCACCAUGACAAUUAAGAACUGUGAAAGUUUCUUCACAUUCUUUAAUCCUCCUCAGAUCCCUGAGAAUGAGGAUGACCUAGAUGAUGAUGAUUAUGAUGAACUUCAGGACCGGCUAAAACGAGACUACAAUAUAGGUAUUAUUAUUCGGGACAAAAUCAUUCCACAUGCUGUGUCAUGGUUUACUGGAGAGGCUAUCGAGGAAGAUGAGUUAGAUGGUAUAGAUUAUGAUGGCAAUGGUGAUGGUGAUGACGACGACGACGACGACGACGAUGAUGAUGAGGACGAGGUUGAAGAUGAGGAGAAUGAUGAUGGGGAUGAGGAGGACAACGAAAGCGACAAGGAGGUUGAGCAAGAAGAGAAAAGAAAACUAGGUGUGAAGAAGGACAUCAAAAAAGACUAUGAUGAGGAUGAGGAUGAGGAAAAAGAAAGAAAAUGGGGCUUGAAGAAGGAUGAGGAUGAUGAUGAUGAGGCUGAAGAUGAGGAGAAUGAUGAUGGGGAUGAGGGGGACAAUGAAAGCGACCAGGAGGCUGAGCAAGAAGAGAAAAGAAAACAAGGUGUGAAGAAGGACAACCAAAAGGACUGUGAUGAGGAUGAGGAUGAGGAUGGGGACGAGAACGAGGAAAGAAAAUGGGACUUGAAGAAGGAUGAUGAUGAUGAGGCUGAAGAUGAGGAGAAUGAUGAUGGGGAUGAGAAGGACAAUGAAAGCGAUAAGGAGGCUGAGCAAGAAGAGAAAAGAAAACAAGGUGUGAAGAAGGACAUCAAAGAGGACAAUGAUGAGGAUGGGGAUGAGGAAAAGGAAAGAAAAUGGGGUCUAAAGAAGGAUGUUGAAGACGAGGAUAAGGAGGAAGAGGAAGAAAAACAGGUCUGGAAGAAGUCAUCCGAUGGACACAAGAAGAUUGGAGGGCCACAAAUUCAGAAAGGUCAACAAAGGGAGCACCCUCCUGAGUGCAAGCAACAGUAGUGUUGGAUCACACUUGCACACAAAUGACAGGAGCAGCUUGAAGAUUGUAGCAUCAUCAGUCCUAGGUGACCAAAAGCUUUAGCUGUGUGGCAUUGACUCUCUAUGUAUCAUCUACAUAUAUCGAUAUGGCCAAUGUUCUUUUC